Messenger RNA from Pseudomassariella vexata, 1017 nucleotides. RefSeq lists its product as uncharacterized. Bases 1 to 1017 code for a protein of 338 amino acids. NCBI's taxonomy places the organism in Eukaryota, Fungi, Ascomycota, Sordariomycetes, Amphisphaeriales, Pseudomassariaceae. The transcript has 5 exons. The record is from RefSeq and is a predicted model, not a curated record.
AUGGGCAAGCGGGUUAAAUCAAACCCAACUACUCAUAUCUACGAAUGGCCUGUUAUUUACGCCAGGGUCCAGAGUCCGCUGGCAACUACACCCGAACAGAGAACUCGUGGAGUGGAUGUCGCCGGUGGCUUUGUCGGCACUAUCAUGGAGAAGCCGGACUGGGACGAAAUGGUCUUCAGCGAGGACAUUGUCCGCAAGGGGGAGUACGAGACUUACUUCACCAGGAAGAUGUUUGAUUACGUAUUGGCUCCAAUCGAUGAUGUACCUGACAAGCCCAAGGACUGGCAUCCGUAUACCGGCGAAAUCGUUCUGGACUUAGUCCACCCUUUUGCCUACUGGAGCGGUGCCGCUGUAUCUCAGGAGAUCAGAAGCAUCUACAAGCGCUCCGCUCAGACCUGGGGCGCCGAUGAUUUUGAAUGGGUGGAGGCAUGGGACGAAUAUCAAUGGUUCCCAGCUGACCUAGAGUUUGCUGAAGAUGGAAGCAUCAAGAUCAACAGCUAUAUCAACAAAAUUCACCCAGUGCACCACGAGGAUCUCUAUCAUGUGCUGGAAAGAAUAGUCGACCGCACUAUUCCGCAUUGGAACAAGACGCUGACCUGGCGUCGAUAUCCUUGCCACAUCGAUACCGGUUUGGGAAGCAAUGACGACUGGGAAGUGCCCGUGCCUGAGCGUGCCCAGUCCCCUGAAUGGAACCCCCCUGAAGGUUGGGAUAUGGAGAAGCAUUGUGAUAAACAUCAAGACAAAGACUAUCACGAGAAAUGGGACCAGUGGUUCGAGAGUGUCAAGAUUCUGGACAUCCCAGAAGCGGAAGAUGAGAGGCCUUUUUCGGCCACUCCAAAGCCUUCUAGGAAUGAUAUCAUUGACCUGCGCAGCAAACCCAAAGGCAGCGGUCUACAGGUUAUCCUCAAACUUGCGAAUAUUCAUCUGGAUCCCGACGACCGGAGUACGAAGAUGGGACAUGGAUGUAGAGGGAGCACUGAACGAGCACAUUUGCGUCACUGCCCUAUUCUAUUAUGA